AUGAUACAGGACUUUUCACCAAAAGAACUGAAAUUAAUUAUCCCGAAUAAAACGUAUGAAAAAUGUAUAGAUACACGUCCCGAUAUCAAAGAAAUUAUUGAUGAAGAAUAUGAUCAAACAUAUAAUUUUGAAACUGUUUCCCCAAGUACAAAAAAAUAUGUGUCACAAUUGACACAACUACCAAGCCCAAUAAAAACCAAACAAAGUACAAAAUAUGAAAAACUUUUAGAAACAGUCAUGAAACAAAAAAAACUAUUGGCACAGAAGUGUCUUAAAAUAUCACGUCUGAUUAAACAAAAUGCAAAUUCCAAAAAAGAAAAAAGUUGGAUCCAAGUACUUUGA
Macrosiphum euphorbiae (potato aphid) is the source of this 342-nucleotide messenger RNA. The record is from the annotation of a GenBank genome assembly. Lineage: Eukaryota; Metazoa; Arthropoda; Insecta; Hemiptera; Aphididae.